Coregonus sp. 'balchen' is the source of this 6479-nucleotide messenger RNA. Lineage: Eukaryota; Metazoa; Chordata; Actinopteri; Salmoniformes; Salmonidae. The record is from the annotation of a GenBank genome assembly.
AGAAAUUCACAAAUGAAGAUGGCGGUGCAAGAGACAGCUGCCCAACUCUCCAUGGCUCUGAAGGUUCAAGAGUAUCCCACUUUGAAGGUUUGAAAUGGCUUACUUUAAAGAAAAUCAAGACUAACCGAUCGUGAUGCAGGCAUGAGCUUCAGAUUUGUCAAACUAGGCACUAAUUCCGAUCAUUUGGCUGGCCAUUAGCUAGCAAUCUAACUAGCUAGCUAACGACGUCAGGCAGGGGCAAGUUGGUUCAAAACAACGGGGCAAAUGUCAGAUUGAGGCUAUGAACAGACUUGAUGAUGCAUGAUGAUGAUGUGGUGGUCAGAUACAACAUCCCAAUCCAGUAGUUGAUUGUCAAUUAUUGAGAAGAUUGGUGUUUUACAAACGUGGUUAUCUAAAAAUAUACAAUUCUGCCACGUAUCUUAUGCUAACUUGCUAGCUAGCCAGCCAGCCAGCUUAAUCAGCUGAUACCUGUCGGAUAGGCUAGCUAGCUUUAGCUGGUUCUCUGUCCGACCAUAUUCCGUGGCGUGUGAAGUCAGCAAUUCAUCAAGCUGCACGCAAUAACGUUAACGUUACUUGGAAUUGGAUGGCCAGCUCGUGUGUGAACACGUUUCCUCUGUCACUGACGCAGAUUUGAAAGCUAACAUGUCUACCUUAAAUCAAUUUAAUUAACUGAACGUUAGCUAUCCACGUUUGUUUCCAAAUUCAACAUAGCUAGCCGUUAGCUAGUAUUGCGUACCUAUGAAAUCAACAUGCCAUGACAAGGAUGGUUCCUCUCCAGCUGUGAAGUACAGCGUCACCAAAAAUAUUCAGAUGUAGCUAGCAUGCAAGCUAACUAAGUUAGUCGCAAAUCCAAAGCGACAUGAAUUCUAGUCAGUUGAUCGUUUACAACUGUAUAAUUAUGGUAUUUACGUGGUCAGUGACUAACUAUAGCUAUACAAAUUUUUAGAAGUUCGCUAACCAGCGCAAUGACAUCAAAGUACUACCUCGACAUUACAAUAUGGCUGAGAAGGUCCAGUCUGCAGCCAUAUCACACUGCGACACUUAUUGUUCUGUGGCUGCUGCUAGACGACCGUAUGUUUGCUUUCUUAGUCGCCAUUUUAUCUGAAUAUUCAUUUAAUUAAAUUAGGAUUGUAAGAGUAGUUCUAAGCCAUUUGAGUGGUUGUUACGUUAAUUCGCAUAAUAAGACAUGAUUGAUAUUAUCAGAGCUGAGGCCUUAGUAGCUUUAGGACACACUAUCGGGAGUCUAUUGGUUGGACUCCCUGAGUUGUGAAUCAUUCUGGUGGGUGGCAACGGAAAAUAACCCAACCAAAAUAUAGCCCGCUACACCAAAAAAGGUUUCCUGUCAACAAAGGCAUAUGUAUAAUCUCUAGGAACUCUACUUACCAGAUGUAAAGUGAAAUGUGACUCUUGCUAUCAAAGUUGGUCCCCCCUUUUCUGCUAUAACAGCCUCCACUCUUCUGGGAAGGCUUUCCACUAGAUGUUGGAACAUUGCUGUGGGGACUUGCUUCCAUUCAGCCACAAAGCAUUAGUGAGAUCGCUCACUGAUGUUGGGUGAUUAGGCCUGGCUCGCUAUCGGCGUACCAAUUAAUUCCAAAGGUAUUCGAUGGAGUUGAGGUCAAGGGUCUGUGCAGGCCAGUCAAGUUCUUCAACACCGAUCUUGACAAACCAUUUCUGUAUGGACCUCGCUUUGUGCAUGGGGGCAUUGUCAUGCUGAAACAGGAAAGGGCCUUCCCCAAAACUGUUUCCACAAAGUUGGAAGCACAGAAUCGUCUAGUUUGUCAUUGUAUGCUGUAGCGCUAACAUUUCCCUUCAUUGGAACUAAGGGGCCUAGCCCAAACCAUGAAAAACAGCCCCAGACCAUUAUUCCUCCUCCACCGAACUUUACAGUUGGCACUAUGCAUUGGGGCAGGUAGCUUUCUCCUGACAUCCACCAAACUCAGAUUCGUCCUUCGGACUACCAGAUGGUGAAGCGUGAUUCAUCACUCCAGAGAAUGCGUUUCCACUGCUCCAGAGUCCAUUGGCGGCGAGCGUUACACCACUCCAGCCGAUUCUUGGCAUUGCGCAUGGUGAUCUUAGGCUUGUGUUCGGCUGCUCGGCCAUGGAAACCCAUUUAUAACAGCACUUACAGUUGACUGGGGCAGCUCUAGCAGGGCAGAAAUUUGACGAACUGACUUGUUGGAAAGGUGGCAUCCUAUGACUCUGCUACGUUGAAAGUCACUGAGCCUUUCUAUUGCCAAUGUUUGUCUAUGAAGAUUGCAUGGCUGUGUGCUCGACUUUAUACACCUGUCAGUAACGGGUGUGGCUGAAAUGGCCGAAUCCACUAAUUUGAAGGGGUGUCCACAUACUGCUGUGUAUAUAUAGUGUAGCUUUCAUCUGGUCAGUCUGUCAUGGAAAAAGCAGGUGUUCAUAAUGUUUUGUACACAAUUGGAGGUUAUCUCAGCAAGGUAUAGAUCAAAUAAUUGGAAACUUCAGCCAAAUAAUGAACCCUAAAUGGUCAGAAUGGACUACAGAAACCACAUCACGUAGCUUUUGCAUUGAUCAUAUGUACAGGUACCAUAUGAAACUCUGAACAAGCGCUUCAGAGCUGCACAGAAGAACAUUGACCGGGAGACGAGUCACGUAACCAUGGUGGUGGCAGAGCUGGAGAAGACCCUCAGCAGUUUCCCAGUGGUGGACUCUGUGGUGUCCCUUCUGGAUGGGGUGGUGGAGAAGCUCAGUGCCCUGAAGAGGAAGGUAGGUUCAGACAGUUGCGCUCUGAACAGUUAGCAUUGGAAUGUUGCUGUGCAGAGUUUUUUUUAUUUACAGUGUUCCUCGUUCAACCCCAGAUAGCUUAGCUACCAAUAUUUCAGCCAACUUCACAUUUGCAAAUUUCUUAAGCACUUGUCAAAUCUUGUACAUGUUUAUUGAGGGAUUUAAAAAAACAAUGAUUUAUCAACAUAAAUUAAUCGAAGCAGUCAAAUAAAAUAAAGAGGACCCAGCAGAGCAGAGAUCCAGUACUGUAUGCAGUAAGUAUAGAACAUGUGAAUGUUGGAUAGGCUGCUGAGUCCAUCCAGGCGGAGGAUGAGAGCGCUAAGCUGUGUAAGCGGAGGAUUGAACACCUGAAGGAACACAGCAGCGACCAGCCAGCGGGCGUCAACGUCUGGAAGAAGAAACGAAUGGACCGCAUGAUGGUAGAACACUUGCUGCGGUGUGGCUAUUACAACACAGCGGUCAAACUGGCACGGCAAAGUGGCAUCGAGGUGCGUCCCACUUCUAUCCGUCAAUAUGUCAUCUUAUAUGCAUGGAUACUACAUAUAGUUCCUUAUUCUUUACAGCAAGAGUCUUUGGUAGUAUCUCCAAUGGCUCCUAGCAUUGUAAUUGUUUAGAGAACUACAUUUGCUGUGUGGUGUCUCUAUUUAAUAUGACCCCGCUUUCUCCCUGUCCUUCAGGACCUGGUCAACAUUGAGAUGUUCCUCACAGCGAAAGAGGUGGAGGAGUCACUGGAGCGACAGGAAACCGCCACCUGUUUGGCCUGGUGUCAUGACAACAAGUCACGCCUCCGCAAGAUGAAGGUGAGGCAGGAGAUUAUGCCAUGUCUGUUAGUAGAUCAUGAUUUACAUUUAUUUUUUUACAUUUUAGUCAUUUAGCAGACGCUCUUAUCCAGAGCGACUUACAGUUAGUGAGUGCAUAAAUUUUCAUACAUGUCUUGUACAUUAUAUUUACAUAUUAACUCAUUGAUGCUUCCCCUUCCAGAGCUGCUUAGAGUUUAGUCUGCGAAUCCAGGAGUUUAUCGAGCUCAUCCGACAGAACAAGCGCAUGGACGCCGUCAGGUAGGAAACCGUUUCUGCUGACAUUGCACAUCCUGUAAUAAAAUAUUCAGGUUAACGUUGAGACACAUUUAUAGUUAAAAUGAGAACAAUCAUGAUCCAUGUUUUUCACAGACAUGCACGGAAGCACUUCAGUCAAGCAGAGGGGGGUCAGCUGGACGAGGUGCGGCAGGUGAUGGGCAUGCUGGCGUUCCCCUCAGACACCCAUAUCUCCCCUUAUAAGGUAAUACCGUAGUAAUGCCCUAGCCUGUAGUGUGCAUAUGCCGUUGUGUAUGUUGGAAUACUGCAGGCCUGUGAUCAGUCUGAUUAUCUCUUUGUCCAUCAACCCUCACAGGAUCUCCUGGACCCUGCCCGCUGGAAAAUGCUGAUCCAACAGUUCAGAUACGACAACUACAGAUUACAUCAGCUGGGCAACAACUCUGUGUUUACCAUCACCCUCCAGGCUGGUCUGUCUGCUAUCAAAACUCCGUAUCUUUUCUGGUCACUGCUCUGUGGUCCUUAGUUUAGCUGUUUCAGCCAGUAACAUGUAGUGCUCUUGUCAUCUGCUUGUUUUGGUGAUGCACAUUGUCUCCUUUUGGUUGCGAUGGCCAGGUCUCUCUGUAAUUACGUAUCCAAAACUGCACAUCAGACAUACAUAAAAUUCAAGGCUCAAUGUGUUCUGCCAAAGACCUCCAGCUGUUAAGUACUGGAAUGUAAAGUGAAAGACAAUUUUAGCCCUUAACCUUUCUGCUCCUAGUCAGUGCUAUAAGGAGGAUGGCACCUCUAAAAACCCUGACUGCCCCGUGUGCAGCAAGUCCCUGAACAAACUGGCCCAGCCCCUGCCCAUGGCACACUGUGCCAACUCCCGUCUGGUGUGCAAAAUCUCUGGGGAGGUGAUGAAUGAGAACAACCCACCCAUGAUGCUGCCCAACGGCUAUGUGUACGGAUACAAUGUGAGUCUCUACAUCUCACACAUUUUAUCUUUGCAAUGGAGUAAUAAUCAUUGUUUAAAUUCAUUAUUCAUUUUAAUCAUUUGUCCUUCCUUUCUCCAGUCUCUUCUAUCCAUUCGUCAAGAUGACAAGGUGAUCUGCCCCAGAACCAAAGAAGUCUUCAGCUUCUCCCAAGCUGAGAAGGUGUACAUCAUGUGAUGUGAUGGAUACACCUGCUCUACUAUGACCAGCUGGUCCAGUCUGAGUGCAGUGGAUCCCCCAGCAGAACCUCUAGCCCCAAUGGCAAUGCUCCACCAUGUGACUGAGCCGAAAUCACCCCACAGCCCACCUACCGACCUCUCGUCCUCGACCUGCCAAACCUGCCUCCCACUAUGGAGAAUAGUCCCAAAUCACCUUGGGCAGAUUUGUGAAACUGGACUAAUUAAUUAAGACUUUUGUUUUUAAAGUGUUGAUGUUUUGACUUUUAUUUUAACCUAGAGUCCAACCGGUAGUGUGGUGCGUUAUAACUCUGUAUUGCUCCAAUAACAUAACAGGAGUUUCUGCCUUUUACCUUAGUUAAACCAGACUUACUUCAGACUUACAGGCUGACCACAUAGGUAUUUGCUACAUAAUGGCACUAAUUUCAUGAUGCGCACAAUUUACAUCAUUUCUAUGUAGCCAUGUUGGGGGGAGGGCAAUAAAUAGAAAUUAUUUGAAAUUGGUCAUGUUGUGUUUGUCCCCCCCUGUGAAAUCUGUGAUUGCAGAUCUGGGACCAUACACUCGAUCUUGUAAAUACUAGAGAAUUGAUCAUUUGUGUACAGAUUCAGGUCUCUCAAAAUGUUAAUGAGAAACAUUUUAUGAACUCCAUAGACCUUCCACUGAUCAGACAUGAACAAGCACACUGUUGUUGCUUGGGGUAUGUCAUGGCAACCUUGCACACAGACCUACAGUAUACUCUAUACACUUUUGUGUAUCAUAGUGGAUUUGUGUCUUGCAAGGGAACAUGCCAGGUCUUCUCACCACCUGAAGAAGACAUUGACAAAUGAUCUAAUAUAGUAGAGUUUACAAAAGACUUACCUUUUUCCAGUGUUUUGUAUUAACCAGUGGUCUUCAUAGUUUGUGUGUGAAGAUUGGAGAUGCAUAAUCUUUUCCCCACCAACAAAUGGAUGGGUUAAUUCAUCACUACUUUUUAUAUUGAUUUAGUUAUACAACUCUGAUAUAGUCAAUUCAAAAUACUCAAUUAUUCUAUCUUUUAAUUUCAUGUUUUUCAACGAUUAACAUUGUGCAUUGUAAUUAAAGAGGAUAAUUAUGAUAUUUUUUUGCUCUUCAUUUUUUAUGAUCUAGUGCUGAUUUUAAGACAUUUUGUAUGACUAACACAAAUUGCUGCAGAUUUCACAAGGGGCUACAGUUGGUCCAAGUUGUUCCUUGAGAUUACCACGGGUAAUCUUACCAUAUGAUUCAGUACCUACCAUCUAUCCCACUUUUUCUUCAUCUUGGCUGGUUGCUUCUGAACUGUUUAGUAUUGUUAUUGUCGAGAGACCGUUUAGAAACUGAGCAUGCAUGUUUAUAUUGGUAGGAUAGAUUGAUUGUUCAUGACCGAUUGCUGAUAAAAGAUAACUACAAUUGGUUCCUGUCUUUCUUUCUCUCCACCCAACACAUCUCCAUAAACGUUGGUGUGCUGCGUUAUCAGACUGAAUAUGAUAGUGAGUGAUGAAUACGCGGAUUGGUCCAUGGCAUAUCUGUAGUCUGAGAAUGGAACACUGAC